Molecule: messenger RNA, 2365 nt
Organism: Cladophialophora immunda
Lineage: Eukaryota; Fungi; Ascomycota; Eurotiomycetes; Chaetothyriales; Herpotrichiellaceae
Exons: 2
Coding region: 355-1686 (443 amino acids)
Biological process (GO): regulation of transcription by RNA polymerase II
Molecular function (GO): RNA polymerase II cis-regulatory region sequence-specific DNA binding; DNA-binding transcription factor activity
Source: RefSeq, a predicted model, not a curated record
AGCCGCAGAUCCUCUAGUCGAGUCCUCCAAUACCCAUCUUGCUAUAGAUCAACGCACUCUAUCCAUACGCCGUGCUACCCUUCGCUGCCGAGCAAUCUCAUUCCGACGAUUCCUCUCGCAACGCAAAGCGGUUUCAAGCGGUCUCUGUGCUGUGCGACGAGGCGUGACUUCUAUCGUCCCUCUGUGAAGAGUGCGACGUCCCAAAGGACAUCACCGUCUUCAGUCCAACCCUCCCUCGAACCUUGAUUCAUCUCGAUUGUUCGACAUUUUCACCGGCCUUUCUCAGGCUUGUCUUCUCUAGCUCAUUUUGGACCAGCGGCCUGUCCGCUGGGCGCGUGGUGAGUGCGUCCAACAAUGGAUGUACAGACGCAAUCUCGAGGAGCACGUAUCUUCUCGAUCUUGAACGACAACGAUUGCCCAUCUUUCGUCAUCCGCCCGAGACAACCUAGGCAGUCUUCUCCAGAGUCCGAGUCAGAGCCCCGCCAGUCAUCAGCCUCUCCAUCGUAUUCGCCGCAGAGGGAAGACAGGCCGAUUCUCCUGCGUCAGCCAAAGUACGCGAGAGCAUCGUCCAUCUCCUCGGUCGGCUCGCCCCCUCUGUUGCGGCUCUCGUCUACUUCAUCCAAGGGUUCCAGUUUCAGCAUGGACUCCUCUCCGUCGCCCGCAACUCCGUACAACUAUGUGGACAACAGUCUGCUGCACUAUGACCCGCUCGUACGCCAAGACUUGGUGGGCUACCUGCCUUCUCCCACCACCGUCACCCCAUUCCUAGAACAACAAUUGAUGAUCACCCCCAACAUGCCGGAUCAAUUCUCUAGCAAGCUGAUGCAUCCCCUCACCCCUGCUCAAUAUCCCAUCGUGCCCGCACCGCUUCAUCCGAGCCUCCAACAUCUCCCCAACCCCUCAACAUCCACCGUUGCGACCGCGCCUGUCCCACCUCCCAUCACCUCGGCCUCUGCAAGCGACCAAGCAAGAACCUCUCCUUCGGGGAGCUCAGGCACCGCACCUGGGAAGAAGAACAAAUAUCCCUGUCCAUAUGCGCUGUCACAUAACUGUCAAGCAACUUUCACCACCUCCGGCCAUGCGGCGCGUCACGGAAAGAAACACACGGGCGAGAAGGGUGUGCAUUGCCCCAUCUGCAACAAAGCCUUUACGCGAAAGGACAACAUGAAGCAACACGAGCGCACUCACAAAGGCGCGUCUGCAUCGGGCAGCGCAAGCGAUGAGUCGACGCGUAAAAGCAAGGCCGCUAUCACCAAAGACGCGCAGAGAGCCAAACAACACAAAAAGCUGGACAAGAUCAAUACGGAAGCCAGCCGUCGAUCCAGUUUGAUCCAUUCGCCUUUGUCCGAGGUCACGUCCAUUGCACCCACAGCCAUCGACACCCCGCUUAACGUCGAUGAGUCUGCUUUCUACCACGACCCACCUCAGGUGCUUAUGCCUAUCCAGACGAUCCCAGAGAGCGUGUCUCCCAGCUCUCUCUAUCCUCCUCUAGGCGACGAUCCUCUGUUGAACAGCACUUCCAUCGGGCAAAUGCAUCCCUUGGGCAAAUCCAACGAUCACACCUUGGCAGGUAGUGGCCUGUUGCCACCUCUCCCACCCACUCUGACCCGUGGGUUUUCAGAUCUGGACACCCUUGCGCAGGUCGCCGAAAGCUUCGACACUUCCUUUUACCACCAAUCCUUGUAAUCCUACCAUGCAACGGUCUCCUAUUAACACAUUUCUCUUCAGUAUUGAUGAAGUCCUCCCACGAGUGAGGGUGUGCGCCGCUUGUCUUAUCGAUACCUUUGCACAGCGCUGGCGUUUAGGAUAUGCAUGACUACGGACAAAUGACGGAUUCUACCGAAAUGAGCGAUUCUUCUUUUGCGCUGGCAGGGCUGAGGCGCAGUCUGAAGAAUGGUCCGGGUUGAACAGGGCAUUAUUCUACCAACUUGGCAGGACAAACAAGGUUGUCUUUUUUAUCGCAUCCGAUUUUGGGACCAAGCACACCACACGGACAAGGCUACUGGGCAAAAAAAGUACCCUGGCACAUGAAAGGGUGGGCGGCGUUUUGUUUUGACACCUUUACUGUUCAGAGCUGGCAGUCAUACUACCACAGCUUCGCAAUCGAACAACGCAUUAUGAUACCCGCGACUUGUUUUAUGGGAUGUCUUUCUGGCUUGUAUUUGACUAGCAGGCAAGAGAAAGGCAGUCGAGGAGGAGGGUACCGGUCACUGCGACGGUGCUAAUAUCAAGGGGUCAGGCUCGUUGCCAACUGCAAUGCAUAUUUCAACAAGAGUGAAACACAACGAGCACAUGUAUCGAGUACUAUUGGAAGAUAUCCUUCACUUUAUGGUGUCCUUGUGACCCCGGGAAUAACAAUGUGACC